GAAGAAUUCCCGACAUGUCGGAGUUGUUCUGCAAUGCGAGACAAGAGGACUCCUCGGCGACACCACGAAAUCUCACGUAUUAUAUCGAUAUCGUUGCGUUGAGCCGCGUUCGCAAUUUCAAUGAGGAUUCAAGCGCUUUCUAUCACUGGUACCGUUGGGGUUCCCCGUCUUGCAUCCGGCAUCAUCCUCGCGGGUAAACAAUUCAAAGUCGUCGCCAAUCACUCAUUUGGCUCAUCGUCAAAGGUUCUGUAUGAGGGCCAGGUUGAUAGGAUAUUAAGGCUAGGUGCCUUCAUGGGGACACUACGCCUGAAGACCUCCGUUCUGGUUGGAGGUCCUUACUUGGUUCGCAACACUACAAUUACACGAUCAACACUUGCUCUUCAUGGCGACUUGAAACAGUGUACGGUCAUCGCACCUGAUGAUUUGAAAAUUCCAAGUACAUGGAACGGAAUUCCCCUAGCUGCAGUGAUCGUGUCUGCCUUUUCGCGGAAUGGAGAUGUGCGGAUCGUUUAUCAUGAGCCCAAUGUGGACUUUCUGACGCCGACUGGAUUCUUACAAACCACACCACUACGAAUAUACCCUUCAAGCCCACUUCGGCGACGGGAGCAUUCGUCAUGGUUGUAACUGGAACUAAGAACACCCGCCGCGUUGUUAUUUGUCUUUCGUUAUAGCUGACUGACCAAGAGCUGUGAGAACAUUUACUACAGGCACUGCAAUGCUACGGACAAUAUAAUUGGCCUAUAUCCUCAUCAAUGGCGG
Suillus clintonianus is the source of this 759-nucleotide messenger RNA. RefSeq lists its product as uncharacterized. The transcript has a single exon. The coding region runs from base 121 to 624 and encodes 167 amino acids. The record is from RefSeq and is a predicted model, not a curated record. Lineage: Eukaryota; Fungi; Basidiomycota; Agaricomycetes; Boletales; Suillaceae.